This is a messenger RNA of Monopterus albus (swamp eel), 830 nucleotides long. Its product is annotated as actin-binding Rho-activating protein. The transcript is spliced from 2 exons. Bases 196 to 696 code for a protein of 166 amino acids. The record is from RefSeq and is a predicted model, not a curated record. Gene Ontology annotation, cellular component: sarcomere. NCBI's taxonomy places the organism in Eukaryota, Metazoa, Chordata, Actinopteri, Synbranchiformes, Synbranchidae. Gene Ontology annotation, molecular function: actin binding. Gene Ontology annotation, biological process: positive regulation of transcription by RNA polymerase II; positive regulation of Rho protein signal transduction.
CUGAAUUGUAAUGUGAAUUUGUUGCCCAUGUUGCAGGUUACCAUUGGUAAUCAUCAUUGGACUCUAAGUCUUCAGUUCUAUUGAUUUAUAACAGAUCUCAUACAGCUGCAGCACAACAACACAUCAAAUACACAACAGGACCACAGUAAUUAGCAGGGCCAGAGGUUGGGCACAAACAGCCGGAGCACCACCAUCAUGCAAACUGAAGACAAUGUCCUACCUCCUACUCAGCUGAGUGAGGACACUGCAGUGUGCAUUUCUGUGAAAGGCUUGAAGGAAAGCUGGCAGAAGUGGUCUGAUGAGCAUCAGGAAUAUCAGAAGCACAACCCCUUCACUCAAGACACCAGGCCCAGUGUGGUGGUCCCUCAGAGGGGCCAGGAUGACUAUGGUAGGCCCCUGCAGGGCUCCAUGACAGAGCAGCGCGGGAAGGAUGCUUGCACACAUAUCAGCAGAGAGGUUCAGGAGCUGUGUGAGGUGAUAAGGAUGAUUGGAGAGCGAAGAGAUAAAGGUGGAAGCAACAGCAAAUGGAAAGUGAUCACUGUAGAAUUUGGGAAACUGUUUGAACAUUAUGUGACUAUCUCUAAUAAGCUGGUGGGGAUUCUUCUACGAGCGAGAAAGCAGAGGCUGGUUGACUUUGAGGGGGAGAUGUUGUGGCAGGGAAAGGAUGACCAAGUGGUUAUCACUCUGAUGCAGUGACCAGAAACUCAUGUUACAUCUACAGUGGUAGGUACAGGGCUACUUCAAGGUAUCACUGACUGUAAUAAAUAAAUAGUUUGAGGAUUGUACUAAUUAUACUUGUCAUGUAUUUGCAUUUGUAAAAAAUAAAAGCU